AUGCCCAAGUGUGACAACUGUGACAAACUAAUAGCCAAGAAAUCCGCUAUUCUCGAGUGCUCAUGCUCAAAAACUGUGCAUACUACCCAGGCCUGCACCAGCCUAACAUCUAAUUGCUUAGCAGCACUGCGCAACAAUGAGAAUUCGGAAUGGACCUGCGAAGUUUGUCGCCGUGAAACUCCAAGACAAAAGUCAUUUGUCAUACAAGAGGAGGAAGAGGAAGACGACGAGGAACUAUUAUUAACAAAGGGAACUGACAGCGGAUCCAACGCGAUGAAAAAAAUUACUAAGCGACAUAUCAUUUGA
Parnassius apollo (apollo) is the source of this 306-nucleotide messenger RNA. The record is from the annotation of a GenBank genome assembly. Lineage: Eukaryota; Metazoa; Arthropoda; Insecta; Lepidoptera; Papilionidae.